AUGAAUGCGGAGGGCAGCUCUCAGAUAUAUUCACUCAUGAGCACAACUGAACUCAACUCUGAGCAGGUACAAAGACUUCGUUCGGUGUUGAACGAACAGGUCGAAAUUCACGGCAGGGGAAAUUUCCCGACGUUAAGAUUACGUCUACACGACCUUAUCGUGUGUGUUCGCGACAGUCUUUACGCGGCUGGCAUUGGCCCUAAACACGUCAAAAUGAAUGGUGGUGCUGCAUCUUAUGUGGUUGCCACCGAAGAAUUUGCAUAUUCCGAUCUCGAUUUGAUUUUUCCGAUGAGCUUCGAAGGAGAAGAUAGCUUUGAAAAAGUAAGAGUUGCGGUUUUCAAUGCAUUAGUGCAACUGAUGCCCGAUUCAACCAACAAAGAGAAAAUCUCAGCUGACACAUUGAAAGAUAUUUACAUACGUAAAAUGGUGAAAGUGUCAGAUGGUGACCGCUGGUCAUUAUUCUCAUUGCAUAACGAUUUCGGGCGAUGCAUCGAAUUGAAAUUCGUUGACAGAAUGCGUCGUCAAUUCGAGUUUAGUGUCGACAGUUUUCAAAUAACUCUUGACGUUUUACUUGAUAGGCCGGAUCAUCCGAAGCCGAUUGUCACCGCUGAGAGCAUGUUCGGUGACAUUAAUAAAGCUUUACAGCAUCUCAAUGAACGACUCAUUGAUACAAGGAGACCUGAAGAGAUCCGAGGAGGUGGCCUACUGAAAUAUUGUCAUUUGUUAACACGUGGCUAUAAGGCUGCUAGGCCAAAUAAAUGUCGCCUUUUUGAACGAUAUAUGUGUUCACGUUUCUUCAUUGAUUUCCCCGAUGUGAACAGUCAAGAAGUAAAAUUGAGGGCUUAUCUCGAUAAUCAUUUUGGUACACAAGAUCAGCAAAAAUACGAUUAUUUAUUGCUUUUGUAUCGAGUGAUCAGUGAAAGCACGGUAUGUCUGAUGUCGCAUGAACGACGUCAAACCCUAGCGAUGGUCGAUCGUCUCGCCUAUCAGCUAUCAGUGAAUAUGUAUUAUCAUCAAAGUUGUAUGGGUGGAUUUUGUGGUCAUACGCCUCGCCAGACCUUACUCUAUCUUCCACCAAAUGCUUCUUAUUGGAUACCAGUUGUAUAA
Messenger RNA from Anisakis simplex (herring worm), 1107 nucleotides. NCBI's taxonomy places the organism in Eukaryota, Metazoa, Nematoda, Chromadorea, Rhabditida, Anisakidae. The record is from the annotation of a GenBank genome assembly.